AUGAGAGGUGAGCGCGAGGGUUGUCUUAACGGUCGUGCUGUUCACGAUGGCAAGAGGAAGACGGGUGGCGCCGAACGGCUCGAAAUCCACAAUAUCAAAGAUAGAACAACUAUUCUAGGAAAUGUGACUGGUAGCCCACGUAUAAUAGAGAGAAGGGGGCUUAUAUCUAAGUUUCACAAGCCAUUAUGGGUAGCUGGGUGUCUAUUACUGGUGUUUUUAGUUGCUGGGUUACUGGGUGUGCGUGGCGGCCAUCAUGAAGCCGAGCUUUUAUUGGGUAGUGCGUUUAGCUGGACUUGUAGUGGUCUUUUUGGAACACGUAUGGAAGAUGCGAAAGCUUCUCUUUACCAUACAGGAGAGGAAGGAAUCUCGCAUCAUGAGCAUUCGACUUCUGACUCGUCAUUUGUGCAUUUAUCCACCCCACUGAGCAAUGAAAAGCAAAUGGAAGAAUCGGCUCUUGACCCAUUCGUUUUCGCACUGAAACACAUUUAUCAUCAUAAUACUGAGCGAAAGCCUCUUAUUCAUAAAAGACUGGACAUUACUGAAACUUGGCUUAAGGAAGCUUCAGAACUUUGGUGGUCGUCUAUGGCUGUAGAAGAAAUAAGCGAAAGCGAAAAGAGUGAUGAUACUUUAAAUAAUUCGACCUAUUUUAACUACCAAUUGUCAGCCCGACCACGUACUUUUGCAUUUUCUAAAGAAUAUCCUAUCAAAAUGGCGCCUUUCUCUAAAAAGAUACGGCGGAUAGCAGAUCAAUCUCCAGACACUAUGGAAGCAUAUUUGGAGUUUACGAGAACACCCCAGGCCAAAGAAACUAAUUUUAUCAUGGACUUCGAUUGGAUUGACCACGAAGUUCCUGUACCGGAUGUACAAGAUAGAGAUACCAUUAUCACUUUGGCCUAUAUGGCGUCGGAUGCAUAUGUAGAUAUUCCUCAUACGGGUGAUUGGACCAAUGUAAGCGAUCCCUGGAAUAAUGACUCUUCUUUGGGACUUGGUUGGCAAGAAGAUGGUGUAAGAGGUCAUGUGUUUACCAAUGUCGAUAGUUCGAUAGUUGUCAUAUCUAUCAAAGGUACAUCUGCUGCCAUUUUUGACAGUGGUGGAGAUACAGCACCUAAUGACAAAAUUAACGAUAAUUUACUGUUUUCAUGCUGCUGUGCUCGCAUUAGCUAUUUGUGGAAUACAGUCUGCGACUGCUACACUGGAGAUUCUUAUACGUGCAAUCAAGAAUGCCUGGAGGAACAGUUAUAUUCUGAAGAUCGAUAUUAUCGAGCUGUUCUUGAUAUUUAUCGAAACGUUACAUCACUGUACCCCGAUUCAACUAUUUGGGUUACCGGCCACUCUUUAGGAGGCUCAUUAGCUGCUCUUCUUGGCCGAACAUAUGGACUUCCAACAGUAGGUUUCGAGGCUCCUCCUGAGCAGCUAGCUACUAAACGUCUCCAUUUACCUCAGCCCCCUGGUAUCCCUCCGUGGGAGGAUCACAUAUGGCAUUUUGGCCAUACUGCGGAUCCUGUGUUCAUGGGGGUUUGCAAUGGGGCUGGCUCUACCUGUUGGAUUGCAGGAUACGCUAUGGAGACACAAUGUCACACGGGACUCCAGUGUGUAUAUGAUGUGGUGGAAGAUCUAGGCUGGCAUGUAUCGAUGGUGAAUCAUCGGAUCCACGUUGUCAUAGACGAUGUCAUUCUCGCCUAUAACACCACCCCCACUUGUCGGGUGGGCCCCCCUUGUGAAGACUGCUUCAAUUGGAACUUUGUUUAUCCAAGCAUUCCCGAGCCUCCUACUACAACGAACUCGCCUAUAUCUUCCACGACGACCUCAGAGGUUAUCACCUCUCCGGGAACUCCAACUGACACAGGAACUCCCGAGAAGUGCAUUCGGCGGUCAUGGUAUGGCCGCUGUAUCGAAUAUGGCCCUGAUGAUCCGCCAGUCGAUAUUGAACCAGAUCCUGGUAGUGACCAUUUCACUUAG
Sugiyamaella lignohabitans is the source of this 1959-nucleotide messenger RNA. It is a transcript of the gene ATG15, whose product is annotated as triglyceride lipase ATG15. The record is from RefSeq and is a predicted model, not a curated record. Gene Ontology annotation, biological process: multivesicular body membrane disassembly; macroautophagy; neutral lipid catabolic process. Gene Ontology annotation, molecular function: glycerophospholipase activity. NCBI's taxonomy places the organism in Eukaryota, Fungi, Ascomycota, Dipodascomycetes, Dipodascales, Trichomonascaceae. The transcript has a single exon. The coding region runs from base 1 to 1959 and encodes 652 amino acids.